This is a messenger RNA of Osmia bicornis bicornis, 1104 nucleotides long. RefSeq names its product U7 snRNA-associated Sm-like protein LSm11 (gene Lsm11). The record is from RefSeq and is a predicted model, not a curated record. Bases 89 to 907 code for a protein of 272 amino acids. Gene Ontology annotation, molecular function: U7 snRNA binding. NCBI's taxonomy places the organism in Eukaryota, Metazoa, Arthropoda, Insecta, Hymenoptera, Megachilidae. Gene Ontology annotation, cellular component: U7 snRNP. Gene Ontology annotation, biological process: mRNA 3'-end processing by stem-loop binding and cleavage. The transcript has 5 exons.
UUCUUUUCUCUAGCAAACAGAGUUUUUUAUUUAUAUGCGUCAUAGUGAAAGCGUUAACGCACUCUAUAGGCAAAUAUAUUCGUAACCUAUGAAAUUCCAACUUUUACUGGUAGAAGCAUACAUUUUCGUAUCUAAUUUAGCUAAAAGUAUGCAGGAAAUAAGAAUAUUCCUUUUAAUCGUGGGAAUUUCAAAUCUCGCGGUGAAAACAACGCCAGCCAGUGGCGUUAUGGCAGACGACGAGAGCAGUUCGACGUCCGACGAGAGUCUGGACGUGAAAAGUGUGAAAUUUGAUCCGAUAAAAGCUCUCUACUCUUCAAAGAUACAACUUUCAUCCUCGAAAGCACCCAUUUACGACAAUGUAUGCAAGUUUGAAUCGGUGCUGUUGGGUUUGGCCGCAAAAACGAAAAAGAAAAAUAUAACGGACACCGUUGCGCAAGGGGAAUCCUCUAAACGGCGAUUUUUACCUGAACAAGAACCCGUGGCUGGGAAGAAGGCAGGAAGAGGAGGAGGGCGAAUCACCGAAGGGAAAAAUGUUCUCGCGAAAAUGCAACAGGCUUUUGGCCCGCUUGGAAUACUUCAUGGAUACAUGGAAAAUCGUGUUCGAGUUAAGGUCUACACGAGGAACGCGCGCGGCAUAAGAGGACACGUGGAGGCAUACGUGGCUGCCUUCGACAAGCACUGGAACCUCGCACUCGAGGACUGUUUCGAGGUUUGGACCCGUAAAGUCAAGAGGAAAGCGCCAGCUCUAGGUGGUGUGGGCAACGCGAUCCCGAAACAAGAGGACAACGAUGCCGCGCCCAAAGUGGUCGUGAAGAAGAUCGAGGGAAAGAAGGAGACCUUGGAGAGACACGUGCCGCAAAUGCUGCUGAGGGGAGAACAGGUCGCUAUAAUCGUCAAAAUCAAUUGAGUCAGUGAAUACGUCCUGGCACACUGGGAACGGACACUCGUGACGUCACUCGAUGCCUUCUCGACGCAUCAAAACGUACAAGCUACGAUUUACAAUCUUCAUUGUACAAAUUAUUUAUUUUUUCUUUUCUAACCGUGUGUUAUUCUGUUUCCACGUACGAUACCUGUGGCGAUUUCGAAUAAACGUUUACAAAUGUU